AUGGCAACCCGUUCCCGGCCACCCUCUCAAACCCGCUCCCCUAUCAAUCAAGGGGACCUGGGACCCUUCCUUCCGUCAGCCGCCCCUGUUGAGCUUGGGGAAGUAUCCCUUGAGCGCGUCACACGCCUCCUCCUUGGCCUCCUUGGCCAAGUCAAACGCCUCAAACGGGAAGUUGGGGAAAUCAAAGAAGCAGGGAUCAAGACCCGCACCAACGUCAAAAAUAUAUCCCAAGCCGUCAAUGUUGUCAAGGAUGGGCUUAGAAGCCUCCAGCUCCACGGGCCCCGGACCCCAGAGGAUACCAAGCCCCCGGUCGUGGAAGCAACGCCACGCCCCCUAUCAAAAGUCGACCCUAUUGGAUUGACUAGUCGGGUCUUGUUCUGGCCCAAACCAUCCAAAGGGCUCCCCAUCUUUGCCCAACCCACUCCCGUACGAGCAGUGCCCCCGCAAGUCCCAUCUCCCUCUCUAUCUUUGCAUCUCCAAUCCCCGAUUGGAGCAUCUGCCCCUCCACCUCCGGCUCCAAUUGCCGCCUAUCCUGCCCCAGUCAAAGUAGACCACCCAGAUGCCUAUACAGGCAAAAUUGGGAGCAAAGCCAAACAAUGGCUUACAAGGAUGCUGGCUUGGACCCGGUUGAACUCCUGCAUGUUCCCUACGGACCAAGAGGUCCUAUCCUUCCUCCUAAUGAACAUGAAGGAUUCCGCGGGAGCAUGGGCCCACCCUCACCUUGACCAGCUUGGAUCACACCGAGCAAUCAUUCAAACGGUCGAGGGAUUCAAAUUGGAGUUCCUGGCAGCAUUCGGCGACCCUGACGCCACAAGGGCCGCUGAGCGGAAGAUCACUACUCUCACCCAGUCUGGCACAUGCGCAGACUAUAUCACAAAGUUCAGAACCCUGGCAAUGGAACUGGACUGGAACAACGCGGCCCUCAGAGGCCAGUUUGCCCGUGGCCUCCACUGGGAGGUCAGCCGCCAAAUUGCAACCCGCAAACACCGGCCCCAAACACUCCUUGAGCUGCAGAACGCAGCACUCGUCAUUGACAACGCUCUCCGCAAAGAGCGUGCUAGCCACCCACCAAGGGAUAAUAAGCCUAGCAGACCAUCCAACCCCACAAGGGGGACAAGUACCGGCCAAGCCACAUCCGGUUCAAAGAAACUCUCCAACAAUCCCAACUUUGUGUCGGAAGAGGAACAAAAUCGCCGCCGCGCCGCUGGCACUUGCAUCAAAUGCGGCAAAAUGGGCCAUAAGUUUGCGGAAUGCCGCACUGGCUGGAAGGCUACCCCUAUUGAGGACAAAGGGAAAGCCAAGGAAACUGCCAAAAUUGGCAAAGACUCCAAGUACCAAUUGGGAAAAGAUAACAAUAGAAUAUCCCCACUCUUCACAAUUUCAAUUAAGCCAGAGAGACAAGCGGAACAUUUAGAAGUCCUGAUAGACUCAGGCACAACAUCUUCAUUCCUCCACCCUCGUACCGCAGAAACACUCUGUCUUCCCCUCAUAGACCUUCCUUCACCCCGUACUGUCACUAUGCUUGAUGGGUUGAGCCCCCAGGCCGGAAAAAUCUGGAAGAAAGCUAACCUAACCUUCUCCCUUGAUGGCAAGAAAAUGACCAAGACCUUCCUCAUAUGCAAUACAGGGUCUCAUGCCGCCAUCCUGGGGUUGAAAUGGUUGGAUGCACAUAACCCAGAGAUUGAUUGGAAUGCGCAAACCCUCUCCUUUCCCCAUACACCACCAGAACACGUGGUCAUUGCCAAGGAAGAAGAAGCUGAUCAAAAACCCCUUGAAGGAGUACCCCUGGAAUACCACCAGUACGCCAAGGUAUUUGGGGAGGAAGAAUUCAACAAGCUUCCCCCACACCGGCAUUAUGACAUUGGGAUUGAACUCACGGAGGAAGGCCCCCUCAACUUGCCUCUCUAUAGUAUGACCAAUGCUGAGUCCGCUACGCUCAAGGACUGGCUUAGGGACGAACUCAAGGCGGGCAAAAUACGCCCUAGCAAGUCUUCCAUCAGUUCCCCCGUGAUGUUUGUUCCAAAAAAGGACGGUUCCCGUUGCUUGGUUGUUGACUACCGCCGCUUGAAUAACCGGACCAAGAAGAACGUUUACCCGUUACCCCGCCCCAACAACCUCAUGGCCCAGCUCCGUGGCGCCAAGGUCUUCACCAAGUUGGAUCUAAGAUGGGGUUACAACAACGUCCGCGUUAAAGAGGGUGACAAAUGGAAAACAGCGUUCCAAACCAAGUACGGCCUCUACAAGUCCCUGGUCAUGACCUUUGGCCUGACAAAUGCCCCUGCCGCCUUUCAGCAUUUCAUGAACAAACUAUUCAAGGACUUACUGGACGUAUGCGUCAUCAUCUACCUUGAUGACAUCCUAAUUUACUCCAAGGAUGACGCAUCCCACGCAAAGCAUGUCCACAAGGUCCUAAAGCGGUUAAUGGAUAACCAGUUAUUCUGCAAGGCAUCAAAAUGCACCUUUCACGUCACCUCUGUAGAAUAUCUAGGGAUUAUUGUCUCCAAUAAGGGAUUUAGUCUGGAUAAACUCAAAAUCCAGGCAGUUCAAGAAUGGCCCACGCCCACCAAGGUUAAGGAAGUACAAUCCUUCCUUGGAUUUGCCAACUUCCUCCGUCAAUUUGUUGCCAACUUUAGUCACAUGGCCAGGCCACUACACAAUCUGGUCAAGAAGGAUACGGUAUGGAACUGGGGCCCCAAGGAACAGGAAGCUUUCCAGAACUUAAAGGAUUCAAUCACAAAUGCACCCGUACUUUGCCACGCAGAUCCCACCAAACCCUAUUUCCUGGAAACGGACGCAUCCGGCGCAGCUUUGGGAUCCAUACUUAGUCAACGUCAAGGAGAUGGCCGGUUACACCCACUGGGUUUCCUUUCAGAGUCAUUUAAGGGAGCAGAACAGAAUUAUGAUACGCACAACAAGGAAUUACUUGCAAUCAUCCGCUCCUUUGAAUACUGGCGCAUCUUCUUGGAAGGGACAGUUCACCCAAUCACGGUCUUUACGGAUCACCGGAACCUAGAAUACUGGAAGGAGUCAAGGACCUUUAACCAACGUCACGCACGGUGGCACCUGCUAUUAGCAGGAUACAACUUCCAAAUCGUGUAUUGCCCUGGUAAACAGUCCGGAAAACCAGACGCCCUGUCCCGCCAAUCCAAUCAUGCCGAUGUUCCCCCUGCCAACCAGACCAUGCUACCAGACCCUGUUUUUGCCAACAUAGCCGUAGUAACGCCCGAGAAAGAGAUCCAGCGCCUGAUUGGAGCCGCCCUAGACCAAGACGAAUCCCUGGAGGAAAUAUUACAAUUCCUCCAAAACAAGUCCAAGGCACCCCCAUCCAUCAAACGCGCAUUCAAGGAUUACCAGAUGGAGGCAGGACUUCUUUUCUACCAGGGACAAAUUGUGGUACCAGACGUUGGGACUUUGAGAACGGACCUUCUCCAGAUUUUCCAUGACAGCCCCUUGGCAGGCCACCCGGGAAGACAACGGACACUAGAACUACUAUCCUGUAAUUACUACUGGCCAGGCAUCCGUGCGGACACCUACUGGCAUGUGGAUUCCUGUGAAACCUGCCAACAAAUAAGGAAACCAAAGUACACCUCCAUUCCUCCGCAGCCGCUUGAACUCCCAACUAGACCAUGGCAACACGUCUCCUAUGACAUGAUCGUAGACUUACCAAGGGACGGGAACCACGACUCAAUCCUGGUCAUAGUAGACAGCUUCACCAAAUAUGGGAUCUUUGUCAAAUGUUCCAAGAAGCUAAAGGCACCCAAGCUAGCGGAGUUGUUCCUGGAACACGUAUGGAAACGCCACGGCAUGCCGGAGAAGACUAUAUCCAACAGAGGGAGGGUCUUCAACAAUAUAUUCCUACGGGCCCUGUACAAACGCCUUGGCAUUGACCCACACUUCUCAUUGGCAUACCACCCCCAGAGCGACGGACAAACAGAACAAGUCAACCCUUCUAUCAAACACUUCCUCAGGGCUUAUUCAGGGGUCAAUCAACGGGACUGGGCUAAAUGGCUCCCCAUGGCGGAGUUUGUCUAUAACAACGCCGUACAUAGCAGCACGGGCAAAACUCCCUUCAAGGCCUUAUAUGGUUGGGAACCCACCCUGACACCUUCCAACGUACCAACGGACGUCCCAGAAGCAGACGAUCUGGCCCAGACCAUGGAAGCACAAUGGAACAAAGUAGAGUCUGCUCUCCGGCAAUCUAAGCAACAGAUGACAGCUGGGGAAGACAGGAGUCCAACGGAGUUUGAAAUCGGAGAAGAAGUAUGGCUUGACGCCAAAAAUGUCAACCUGAAGACCCUAAGCCCCAAACUAACAGAACAGCGCUUAGGGCCAUUCAAAGUCACCAAGAAAAUCUCCAAUCGCGCGUACAGACUUGAACUUCCACCAACAAUGCGCAUUCAUAACGUAUUUUACGUGGGUCUACUGUCAAAAGUUAAAAGGGACAAAACGCGCGCCUUUGAAAAUCGUCCACCGCCAGUCACAGUAGACGGAGAAGAGGAAUACGAGGUGGAAGGAAUAACCAAUGCAGAAGAACGCAACGGAAAAUGGUUUUUCCGGGUAAAAUGGAAGGGUUACGGCUCCGAAGAGAACACGUGGGAGCCCAGGGAGAACCUAAAAAACGCAGAAAAAAUUUUGGAGAAGUACGAGAAGGACAUGAGAAAGAAGGCCCUUGGCGCCGCCAAGGCCCUUAGAGGGGGGGCAGUGUCGUAG
Molecule: messenger RNA, 4710 nt
Organism: Rhizoctonia solani
Lineage: Eukaryota; Fungi; Basidiomycota; Agaricomycetes; Cantharellales; Ceratobasidiaceae
Product: Retrotransposable element Tf2 protein
Exons: 2
Coding region: 1-4710 (1569 amino acids)
Biological process (GO): DNA integration
Molecular function (GO): nucleic acid binding; zinc ion binding
Source: RefSeq, a predicted model, not a curated record